This is a messenger RNA of Prorocentrum cordatum, 324 nucleotides long. The record is from the annotation of a GenBank genome assembly. NCBI's taxonomy places the organism in Eukaryota, Dinophyceae, Prorocentrales, Prorocentraceae.
AUGGUGCCCAGGACAAGACCAGCAGCCGCUGCUUUGAUGAAAAAACAAUCCGCUGUGACGGACACGGAGAAACCUGCCGAGGCGCCGAAGGAGACGCACGGCGAGAGCGAGCCAGGGGGGCCAGACGAGGAUGCCGAGGAUGACGAUGGCAACGACGCCAGCAACGAGGAGGCCGAGGAGGCCGAGGAGGAGGAGCAGAUGGAGGGGGAGCAGAUGGAGGUCGACGAGCCCGAGGCCACGGUGAUGAAACGCCCCGCGGCACGCUCGAAGCCGGCGGCCGCGCCCCCCGCCGACGAGACGGCUGGCGCGGCGCUGCCGGGCGCG